Habropoda laboriosa is the source of this 1002-nucleotide messenger RNA. Its product is annotated as zinc finger BED domain-containing protein 4-like. The transcript is spliced from 2 exons. Gene Ontology annotation, molecular function: protein dimerization activity. Lineage: Eukaryota; Metazoa; Arthropoda; Insecta; Hymenoptera; Apidae. The record is from RefSeq and is a predicted model, not a curated record. The coding region runs from base 1 to 1002 and encodes 333 amino acids.
AUGUUUAACAUGCUUAAUGAAGACUGGAAUAUUACUGAUAAAGUAAUUGCGAUGGUUCAUGGUAACGCAUAUAAUAUAAGUAUGGCUGCCAAUUUGUCUGACAACGUACAAUACAGCAUUUCUUGUGCCGCACAUAAUAUACAAUUGAAAGAUGCUCUAGACGCAGUAGAUAUAAUCAAUGAAGUUAUACAUAAGGGCAGUAAAAUUGUUCAAUAUUUUAAUCAUUCUAACGUUGCUACGAUUGCUUUCAUCGAAAAAGAGAAGCAGUUAAAUCUAAACAGACGAAAAUUAAUUCAAAGUUGCCCCACAAGCUGGGGUUCUUAUUAUUAUAUGUGCGAGAGACUAAUAUACAACAGAACUGCAAUUAUGUCUGUUUUAACAGACAGGACGAUUACGAAAUUAAAUAUUGCGGCAAAACUUGAUAUGUCAGAACAUCAUUGGGCAAUAAUAAAUGAUAUAAUUACGGUCUUAAAACCCUUGGAUGAAGUAACUACAACAUUAUGUUCUUUAGUACUUCCCAUCAUUCAUAGUAUUAUUAAUAAUCAUCUCAAAACUAAUGACGUAGGCAGAUCUGAAACGGAACAAUUUAAAAGUGUUUUGGUGACAUCCCUUACAAAUAGGUAUAUAGUCAUAAGUAAUAUAAUAAAAAACAUAGAAAUAGCUGAAACUGUAGAAAAUGCCGCCUUUGUAACAAGUACUACUCUAGAUUUUAUAUUCCACAACUUACAAGGUCUUAGCGGUAGUAAUUCAGAAUUACAAAUAUAUUUGCAAGAUAUUGAAAUAAAUCAUAACAUAUGUCCAUUAGAAUGGUGGAAAACACGGGAACAAAAGUAUCCAAGAUUAGCAAAAAUCGCUAAAAAAUAUUUAUGCAUUCCGGCAAUAUCUGCCAGCUCUGAAAGAGUAUUUUCUACUGCUGGAAAUAUUGGUAGUUCAAAGCCGACGAGCUUGUUAUCAGAAAAUGUAGAUUUGUUAGUAUUUUUGUAUAAAAAUAAAGACAUCUAA